This is a messenger RNA of Eruca vesicaria subsp. sativa (arugula), 1060 nucleotides long. Lineage: Eukaryota; Viridiplantae; Streptophyta; Magnoliopsida; Brassicales; Brassicaceae. The record is from the annotation of a GenBank genome assembly.
UUGAGGAAGGAGACAUGCAUCAACAACAUCUGAAGCUUAUUACAUAACUUCUCAUUUCUCUUCAUCUGAUACCAAAUCCAAACACCAUCUGUUUGCUUGGAUCACUUAUUAAGAAGAAGACAAUGCAAGUGUUCCAAAGGAAAGACACAUCUCGCUCUACUUGGGAAAACUCAAUCCAAGCUCAUUCAGACAUUCAAGGAUCUCAACCCUUUAGCUUAACAAAGAACCUGAUGAUGCCCUGCUCGAUGAAGCACUCAGGUUUGCAGUUGCAAGAUCAAGAUUCAUCCUCAACCCAAUCUACUGGAGAAUCAGGAGGUUACAUCCUAAGCCCACCAGGAAAGGCUAUUGCAAGUUAUAAUAAGUCAAGAACCACCUCGUCGAUGGUGUCUCAAGAUUCUGUGUUUCCUCCUCCUCCUCCUGCUUCUGGUUGGUCUCAAACAUCACAUUUCAAUGGUUUCUUGGCUCCGGAAUAUGCACCGCAACCAACGGUGCCGUCGCAUUUAGAGAUGAUGGGUUUGGUUUCUUCAAGAGUGCCGUUACCUUAUAACAUUCAAGAGAAUGAACCAAUGUUCGUCAAUGCAAAACAGUACCAUGCGAUUCUUCGUCGCAGGAAGCAUCGUGCUAAGCUUGAAGCUCAGAACAAACUCAUCAAAAGCCGUAAACCGUAUCUUCAUGAGUCACGCCAUCUUCAUGCAUUGAAGAGAGCUAGAGGAACCGGUGGGCGUUUCCUCAAUACUAAGAAACUUCAAGAAUCAUCAAACUCUCUAUGUUCUAGUUUGGUCACACCGAGCUCUGAUGCAGACCGUGACAAUAUGUUCCAAAACGCACCAUUCAGAUUUUCAGGGUAUCCAUCAUCAACACACCAUGUCUCAGCUCUCAUGUCAGGGAAAUGAGUCAUCUGAGAAGAAUCUUGCUCCGGGAUAAAAAAAAGGGGAAGUCAUCCUUGGCUAUAAAAUGUUAUUGCGUCUUUACUAAGUUUCCUGCCUUUUUAAAGUUCUGUUUUCAUCAUCUGCACUGAAGUUAACUUUCAAAUCAUUGUGCAAGCUAUUUUGAUAAUUAC